Lates calcarifer (barramundi perch) is the source of this 3916-nucleotide messenger RNA. RefSeq lists its product as uncharacterized. The transcript has 9 exons. NCBI's taxonomy places the organism in Eukaryota, Metazoa, Chordata, Actinopteri, Centropomidae. Bases 1052 to 2563 code for a protein of 503 amino acids. The record is from RefSeq and is a predicted model, not a curated record.
AUUUAUCAGCAGCUGACAAUCCCUAAUGACAAUUCCUGGCCUGUCUAGUAAGUCCUAAUGAGUAAAUUAAGGUCAAAUGAGCUAAUGAAGUCCAGUGAGGCCUUAAAAACAAAACUCUACUCAACAGUUAAUUAGCAAUUGAGAUAUAUAUUUCAUUUUAAUAUUUUUUUGCUACUGGGGGUUGAGAGAAUAGCGAGAGAAGAACAUAGCAUAACAUGGGUUCCAUGUAAAAAAUAUAAGGUGAUAUCAAUAAUACAGCAAUAGUAAUGAUAGUAGUGAUAAUUAAAGUAUUAACUGCUAACGUAACAAUAAAACUAAUAGCAGUAUAAGUAAUUUCUAAUUAUAGCAGCAGGAGAGAGAGACGAGAGAGCGCAAUACUAGGGGAAAGGGGAGAUACUGAGUUAGAAAGAUGUAACAUGGGAUGUUGGGAUGAAUCCAUAUUCAGAGAAGAGAGAGAGAGAGAGAGAGAAGCUCAGUGCAUCAUGGGAGAUCUCCCGGCAGUCUAGGCCUAUAGCAGCAUAGCUAAGGGAUGGUUCGAGCCUGAGCCAACCCUAACUAUAAGCUUUAUUAAAAAGGAAAGUUUUGAGCCUACUCUUAAAGGUACAGAAGGUGUCUGCCUCUCGGACCGAAGUUGGGAGAAGGUUCCACAGUAGGAGGAGUCUGAUAGCUGAAGGCUCUGCCUCCCAUUCUACUCUUGGAAACUCUAGGAACCACCAAUAUACCAGCAUUCUGGGAGCGCAAUGUCCUAGUGGGAUUGUAGGGGACUAUGAGAUCUUUAAGGUAAGGUGGAGCCUGACCAUUAAGGGCUUUGUAGGUGAGGAGGAUGAUUUGAUUGGGAGCCAAUGUAGAGAGGAUGUGACUUAAACAGAAACUUGACUGACUAAAUGGUGAUUUAUUCUCUCUGUGUAAUUGCAUUUUUUCCAUUGUUAUUGAGAGAGUUGUAUUAAUUGUAGUCAAAGAGCUGCAUGUUUUAACUGCACUUCCAAACUGCAUACAGGUAAAACUUUGAAGAACCUACUUCAGCUGGUUUGAGGUCAUCUGUCUUUUCAAAAUGGAUGUCAGCAUUGCUGUAUCGCUGAUUCGAGGCCAGAUGGGUGCCGUGGUUGAGCGGGCUGUGAAUGGAGCAGUGGAGACGGUUCUGGCUGAGAUGCUCAAAGUGGUCGGAGUCAAAUUUGAGGAACUGAAAGCUCAAGUGGCGCUGAUGAAGAGGGACAUCACAGCACUGCAGAGGGAGAAAGCCCAGAAAGAGAAGGAGAAUGACAAUAUUCGAGCCAAGCUGCGCUACACCGAGCUGAAGCUGAAGUACUACAGGCAGGGAGUGGAGGAGGAGCUGCAGCAAAGAGCCUCUGCCUCCACUCUGGUCCGCAUCCACCCGUCUGCCUUCUCAACACAGAGAGGUAGUGCACACCUUUCCUCCUCUGAGACCUCACCAUCAUGCUUGACUCAGACCAGGACCACUGAAGGAGCACUGUCGAGAAGCAGUCAAGAAUGCACCUCUCCACAGAGCACAAGUAUGCAUACCAUCAGAGUGCGCUGUCAUUCAGAUGUGAGGGUUGCCAGCUCCGAUUCAUCUGACCUGCUGCUGCCUGUCUCUCUUUCUGUGAACACGCCUGCAGAAUCUCUGGACAGCAGCACAGUUGUGUUCUGUACUACAGAGUGUGACACAGCUGAGAGCAUGGACGCAGUUGUGGCCCCUCCUCCUGUCCAGGCCCUCACUCUGGAUCCAGGGAGGCAGUCAGUGGCUGGUCCAAUGUCCCCAGAUGGUUCCAUCCAGGCUGAUAGCUCCACGCUGCCCUCCUCUGCUCCACAGGUGAAGCAGGAGGCCCAGCAGCAGCAGCAGCAGCUGCAACAGCAGGAAGAGGUGAUCUGUAUCAAGGAGGAGCCCGAAGAAGAGCAAGAGGUGACAGCCACCGUACUGUUGGACUGCCAGGUGCAGCAGGAUCGUGUCUCAGAGUCAGAGGCUCAAAGUUCAGUGACAGAGUGGUCAGGACUUCAAGCAAGCCAGAAAACUCACGCUGCAACCUUCAGCUCAGCUGGACCAGGCACCUACCUGAUGCUUCAGCCAGCUGCCUCCCUGCCACCGAUGGUGGCCUUACCAUCUGGCAUCCCCUCCCGCCAAGCAAUGCGGCCCUGGACUAAAGACCUCAGCCUUUAUGAAGAGUACAAACUGCGCAGGAAUGAGCUCCGCCGGCGAAGUCUCAACAGACGCAGAGAGCUGGAAAAAACGCUGCCUCAGCCACUGCUGGCUGAUCUGGUGCGAGAGCGUCGAGAGAAGACCAGAUUGAGAGUGGCCAGAUGGAGGGCAAAAAGGAAGCUCCAGGCUUGUCUGAACCAGGCUCAGGCUCAAAGUGGCACUACUGGUCUUUCAGAGACUGGCUUUCCAGUCAGCAGCCAGCAUCAGGAGCUCAGAGCAUCUUGUGCCUCCACCUCCAGUAGUCAUCAAAGACAGAGCUCCAUGCUGCCUCAGUCCAGCAGCUUCCUCAACAACAACAUGUUAGCAGCAAACAGCAUCUCUACCACUCUCCCCUUCAUAACCUCCACCCCUUCCUCGUCUCUACUCUGAGAGGCCCCAGCAUGGCUGCACAUCAGCAUACUGUGACAUCAACAUCAUCUUCAUCCUGCCCGCAGGUCAGCCUGUCUCAGCAGAAUAUCUCUUUAACUGAUGCGGACAUCUCGCAGUGCACUGAGAUUUUAAGAAUGUAGUUGGCACUGGAGAGGUGAUGCAGCCCAGUGUUAACCUGAAUGAAAAAUAUUUGUUCACAACCUGUUUUUCAUGACAAAAACAAAUGGUGAUAAAAUUUAUUUCAUUUUCGUCUGUGAAUAAAAGCUAAACUAUAAUGUGAGCAUUUUUAUGCAAAAUAUUCAAGUAACAACAGACAUUAAACCCAGACAACAAACAUUAUUUUAGUGGAUAUGUAGCAAUGAGAAGAGACAGUCUGUUGUAUUACUGCAGAGCAGAAUGAUGUGUCUGAACAAGUAAACAGUGCCUUUUCUGCAAAACUUUAAAAAGAAUAAUUGAUUAAAAAUGUAUGACAAAAAUAAGACCAAAAUGUCUUCAGGUUUUGUUGACUAAAUCAAAACCAGGUGCCAAAAUUAACACCAAUUCAGGCAUGUUUAGUUGUUAGCUAAUUGAGCUUAGUUAAUUUCUUCAUAGUAAAUUAGCCAACGAGCUAAGUUAACUAGCACUUUAUCCUUGAAACUUUUGGCCUGAUUUUGCAGCUAAUUUAUUUGCCUUACAUUGAUCUUCCAUUCACAACAAAAUAAAAGCAUAGCCUAGUACAAUUUUGUUCACUCCUUUACUGAGCAUAGAAGGCAGAUCUUCAUCAGGUCAUCCCUACCCAUACAUUAUGUACAGACAAAAAAAUCAGAGCACCUUAUCAUUGCUGUUAUAUACUUGUAAGAAAUAUUUUACUCUCAUUUUACAUCAGUUACAAAUCCAGUAUCAGUAGGCCAAAAGUUACUGUAAACUCAUACAUAAAAUGUAAUGCAUUCAAAUAAAAACACUUCAGAAUCCAGAAUCUUAAAUAAAUAAAUUUUCCCAUACACAGGAAACAUAAAUUAUUUAAAAUCAGUACUUUGGAUUUCAAUGUAUGUAAGUGUGUACAUGUAUAAACCUUCAGAAGCACUUUGCUGUAUUUCUUGUGUACAUGAUCAUGUUUAAUGCAUUUUACUUUGAAAAUUGUUUGAUUUGACUAAAAUGUACUGCUAUAGGGAGAAUUUAUCUACAUGUUCUUUGAGUGCAUGUGAAACUGUAAGAGAGAAUGACUUGCCAGAAACAUGUCAAGGCUGCUAUCAAGAAAAACGUUUCAUUUUGUAGUUUGGCAAACUCGCAGAGUAAACAGGAGAUUGAGAAUCACCAGAUAAAAAUCAGAAGACUUGAUACCUUGUUAAGCUAUAAUAAAUGCAACUAAAGUAA